AGCUGCUUGUGGAUCAAGAAAGCCAGCGCGCGGCUGGCUUAAAGCGGAGGCCCUGGCGAUGCCAGAAAGCACCGGUGGCUCCUCAACAUGUGCUGUGCUGUCAGUCAUGGUGGCGUCUAUCUCUACAUUGGUUUUUGGCAUGGCUCUGGGCUUCACUUCUCCUGCUAUUGAUGUGAUGCAGGACACCCUGAAGGUCAACGGCAAAGCUGCAAGCGUUCCAUCAGAUUUGGUUGUAUUCACGAGCGAAUUCGAGGGUUCUCUCUUUAGUUCCAUCUUGAAUUUUGGGGCGUUGGCAGGCGCCUUACUUGGAGGCCCGCUCAGCCAGCGCAUAGGGCGAAAGCGUGCCCUUUUGUUGCAGGCUCCGUUCAAUGCAAUCGUCUGGACUGCGACGUCCUUCGCUCAUGGCUUUGGGCUGCUGAUUUUGACACGAUUCUUUGCAGGAGUCGGCGUUGGAAUGUGCAGCACUGUGGUUCCAACCUACAUCAAUGAAGUCUCGCCAACUGCUUUGAGAGGCGCAUUAGGUGCUGUCUUUCAGUUGGCAUGCGUUUUGGGAAUCGCGCUUUGUUACCUGCUGGGUGCGUACGUCCUUGUAGUGAAAAACGAGGAUGGUGAUCAGCUGUGUCAAUGGCGUUGGUUGGCGCUGACUCCUGUGGCUUUGUCUGUACUUCUCUUUAGUCUAGGACUUUUCAUUCCAGAAUCGCCCCGGUGGCUGGCCUGGAAACAGCGCCCUGAAGCGGCACGCAGCGCCUUAGCGCGGCUGCGGGGAGGUGCACGGCACAUCCCCGAUGAGCUCGAAGAAAUUCACGCCGUGGUGAGGCAAGCCUCGGGCAAAGUCAGUUGUGGUGAUAUGCUCACAUCCCAACGGGCACUCCUCAUUGGACUCACCUUGAUGUUCAUCCAGCAGUUCAGUGGCGUGAACGCGGUAAUCUUCUUCCAGGAUACCAUUUUUAUGUCUGCCGGUUUGAAGGACGCUGACAGUUUGGGAUUUAUGGUCAUGGUGGUUCAAGUGGUUAUGACGGCAGUCUCCAUUCCGCUGAUGGACACGGCUGGGCGAAAAUUUUUGCUUCUCACAGCCUGCAGUGGCAUGUUGCUCUGCUGUCUUGGGCUGGCAUGUUUCUUCCAGUUCUUCCAAGAUCAGGGUUGGUUAGCACUGGUCUGUUCCUUUGGAUACAUUGCCUUCUUUUCCUUGGGCCUUGGCCCCGUACCGUGGCUGAUGAUGGGCGAAGUCUUCCCUGGAAAGAUCCGAUCCUCGGCCUCCUCACUGGCCGCGGGCUUCAACUGGACCUGUUCGUUUAUUACAACGGAGACCGUGAGUGGGCUACGUGGGCUUGUCGGUUACAGCGGGGUCUUUGGCAUCUACGGCGCGUUCCUCCUCCUUGGCCUUGCCUUCAUCGCGUCACUUGUGCCGGAGACCAAGGGCCGCUCGUUCGCAGAGAUCGAAGCAUUGCUGUCUCGCCCACGACGCGAUGUGCCGCUGAUUCCAAUGGAUUGCUGACGCGGGAAGUAACCGGAUGCUAACGACCAUUGGACCAUGCGACCCACAUCGACCCACUGCACUGUUCCGAGAUGUUCCUAGACUGAUCACAAGUUUGGC
Molecule: messenger RNA, 1594 nt
Organism: Cladocopium goreaui
Lineage: Eukaryota; Dinophyceae; Suessiales; Symbiodiniaceae
Source: the annotation of a GenBank genome assembly